This is a messenger RNA of Zingiber officinale, 1740 nucleotides long. RefSeq lists its product as uncharacterized. The transcript is spliced from 8 exons. The record is from RefSeq and is a predicted model, not a curated record. Bases 907 to 1440 code for a protein of 177 amino acids. Lineage: Eukaryota; Viridiplantae; Streptophyta; Magnoliopsida; Zingiberales; Zingiberaceae.
AUAGGAAGUAAUCUAAUGAUGGAUAAUUUGAUUAUGGGUUAGGCCUUGGACUUGGAUAAUCACUGAACCAAUAGAAGUUAUUGUUGUUUGAUUACUUUCUUAUUCAUGUUGGAGAAUGUGAGAUAUUUAUAUGUAAGCUUUAUUAUCUACAAUUAGGUCAUUGAGACCCCCCCUCAAGCCGACUUAAAAGUAUUAUUAAACCCUAUCUUGCUACAAGUUAUUCAGUUUGAGGAUCUCUCAUAAAUAUAGUUAGUAAAUCUACUAACAGUUGGAACUAAAAAAAUGAGAUGUUGAUCUCCUUGGAUUGUACCUUCUUUCGAAAGCGCUUCACACAUUUUUGAGGAUUUUAGAUUCUGGGUACAAAUUUUUUUCCAUUCAUAUCGUUGGAGUCUUACAAACCUUAUUAUUUCUGUAAUAUAUAUGCAUUUUGAGUUUUAUUUUGCACAAUGGUAUUCAUGGAAGUUGUUAUUAUGUGUACCUCUUGGAAUUUGUAUCUUGUUGCAUAGUUGAUUCGAACUUAGUAGCAGCCAAAGAGGUCGGCAUGUGGUCAUUAUAAUAGGAGCCAUGCCAAGCUCUGAUCAUCAUAGAUAUCCACUUGUGUCAUUAUAGGUUGGCGUAGUUUUCUUUCAAAUUUUGGUAUUUUCCAGUCUUUUGUGCCAUAUGCUCACUUUGUUGGCAUGCAUGUAUAUUAUAUUUUCUAUGCAUUGCUUCAGAAAAUUGUUGCUAUUAGUUCUCUUUAAAGUUUGAUUUGCACAAGAAAAAAAAACUAACUCUUGUGAAUAAAAAUCUUUUUUAUCAGUAUGCUUUCAUCUUUAGAGACAUCCACCCAAAUCUAAAGAAGGAUAACUGAAGCUUUUGCAGCUAUCAGCGACCCAAAGAAAGAGAGGACAUACCAAUUGAGGAAGCAUGGAUGUUGAUUCACAGCCGACGAUGGAGGAAACUAUCAUUGUUGGUGAUGACCUUAUGAUGGGCCCCCCAUCACCUAUUAUUCCUCCAGAGAUUGCAUCUCAUGUCCUGGAAGGUGUGGACUUAUGUGAUCAAGUACUGCGGAACUUUUUCUUGUGCUUGCAAAUCAAUGACGUCGAGCCAUUUUGCCAAGAUGAGAUCAUCUUGUAUCAAGAGUGUGCUGCAAAGAGAGAUAAGGAGCUAAGACGUAAACUUUUUGAUAGUGAACGUAAGCUGGGUUUGUCUAUGCCCUUGGGAGAUGCAAAGGAACGAGCUGCUAAUCUUGAAGCAGAAAUUAAAACUCUCGAAAGGCGCAUGAUUCUUGCAAGUGGAGUUGAAGGAAUGGAAGGAUUCCGCCAACGUUGGAGUUUGCAUGGACGUAUUGAGGAUACCAAAAGAAGAAUGGAAUCUUUGAAAGAGGGGAUCUCAAAGAGUAAAUUGGAAAAUAUUCAAGAACCUAAAGUAGACCCAGCUAAGAAGAAAUGGUUCUUUUGAAAGAUAUUUUGUGUUUGGUCUCCAGUAACCUCUUGUGUUGAUCUUAUUGGAAUCAUAUUGAACGGCUCAAGGACAUGGGGUUUACUUCGUUUGGUCGUCAAUUCGAGUAAAGUAUGCAACUACGAAUAUGGAUGCAUUCUGGAAUCUAAUCAUGUCGAACUUUGGUCCCACAAUCGUUAUAUUUAUUUCUCUCCCUCAGAACAAGGUUGUAGUUGAUUUUGACUAACUUAAACUAAGAUCUAUAUUAUAUAGAUGUAUUGUAUAUUUUUGGAGAAAUAUACAUCUCAAUUUGUUGUUUUA